AUGAUCAAGUUCGUAGUCCUCGCCAUCGCCAUCUCUGCAGUGCACUGCCAGUACGGCGGCUACCACCAGGAGGCACCGCAGUACCACGAGGAGCAGUACUACGACCCUCCUCACUACCAGUUCCACUACUCCGUCCACGACGAGCACACCGGAGACAUCAAGAGCCAGAAGGAGGAAAGGUACGGAGACAAGACUCAGGGUGAGUACAGGCUCGUCGAACCCGACGGUUCCCUCAGGGAAGUCCACUACUCCGUCGAGGGAAAGUCUGGAUUCCAAGCCGAGGUACACAGGGAACCAAGCAAGUACAAGCCCCAACCAGCAUACAACAAGCCAGAACCAUCCUACUACAAACCAAGCUACCAUUAAUCUAUAUUGAAAAACUGUUUUUGUAAUAUAUGUAAAAAUAAAUUUUUAUAUUUUUAUUUACUAUCUGUCUUUUAUAAUUCAACUUUAAUUUUUA
Messenger RNA from Nezara viridula (southern green stink bug), 460 nucleotides. The record is from the annotation of a GenBank genome assembly. NCBI's taxonomy places the organism in Eukaryota, Metazoa, Arthropoda, Insecta, Hemiptera, Pentatomidae.